This is a messenger RNA of Salvelinus sp. IW2-2015, 7119 nucleotides long. Lineage: Eukaryota; Metazoa; Chordata; Actinopteri; Salmoniformes; Salmonidae. The record is from RefSeq and is a predicted model, not a curated record.
AAAUAGUUGGAUUUUCAGUAGGAUGAAGCUGAGAUUUAUGGAAUUGGCAACUGUGAAUUCUUCAUUAUCGAUACGUUCGCUUAACUCAAUAGAAGUAACCUUUUAAUUAAUAUGCUCACCAUGCCCAGAUAGUGCCAGUUACAGCCUGCCUACGAAAUGGACUCAUUCUUUCCACGGUGCUACAGUAAAUUAUUCCCAAAUUAUACCUUUAUAGUAGCAUAGUUUUAUUAAAUUAAUGUAUAAACAGCGAUCAAAACGUGAGUGUGUUUUAAGUUAAAUGUGGGUCUCAGUAAUAAAAAAUAAAAAAGAGAUUAAUGAAAACUGUCGGGUUGUGUGAGUCCCAGUCCUACCGCUCGCUCGCCUUCUGGAGCUGGCAGUGAAUUCCCAAUGAGCAUGAUUGACGUUAGAGUGCUGACGAAGGCGGGCUUGGACUAGAACAGGGACAACAGGCAUAUACACGGAUUAUUCCGAAAUCGCUUUGCAAUUACCUGCUAUGAGAAUAUGAAAAUGAAUUGAAACAAUGUUUGAGUCGACAUAUCAGUAGAGCUUUGGUGUCCUUGAUGACAGGACAAAAGGAAAACAUUGAGGAUAGCCAAACACUUACCAUUGAAGUUGGAUAUUAGUAAAAACAGUCAGUGCCACAUGCAGAAGAUGGACUUUGGAGAAGUCAACACAGCCACAAAACCUCCAAUAGGGAAGAGGAUGAAGUCCCGAGCCCCUCCUCCGCCCCCGGCCCCCGAGCCCGCCCCCAGGAGAAUCUUCCGUAACGCCGUGCCUGAUGGGGGAGGCUCAGCGCAGGGCAGUAUGGGCAGCAUGGUGAUGGACACCAAGGAGAACAUGAUGAGGACCAGCGUAGACCUCCACAUCACUCUGCCUCAAGGCUACCAGACCAYCAGCACAGUGGACGGCAGCAAGGCGCUCAUGGACCUGUUGGUGGAUCUGUGCAGCCGGUACCACCUGAACCCAGCCUAUCACACCCUGGAGCUGCUGUCCAGCGAGGGCCUGUCCCUAGCCUUCAAGCCCAACAGCCUGCUGGGGUCCCUGGACGUUGUUGCCAUAAGCAUCAGGGAGAAAGUGUUGCAGGACAAAGUGGUGCGGAAACCUCCGCCUAAAGUGCCAGAGAAAACGGUGCGUCUGGUGGUGAACUACCACAGGAGCCAGAAGGCGGUGGUGAGGGUGAGUCCCCUGGCGCCCCUGGAGAGCCUUGUCCCAGCCAUCUGUGAGAAGUGUGAGUUUGACCCGUCCCAUGUUCUGCUGCUGAAGGACAAUGUCAGCAACCACGAGCUGGAGCUGGACAAGUGUCUGAGCGAGCUAGGCAUCAGAGAGCUCUACGUACUGGACCAGACUCUUGAAUACUUCUGUUCCAACACCUCAAGUGUCGGUGGGGCCGAGAAGAAAGGUCUGCUCGGAUUCUUAAAGUUCAACAGAAGGAAAUCAAAGGGCCUGUCAACAGUGUCCAUCGUGCCCUGUGUGGACGCGCGGCCCAGCACCCUGGGCCAGUCCCAGUCCGCCAUGAACAUCUCCAGGAUGUCCCCCAGGAUAGAGAUUAAGAAGAGGCGGGCCCCUCCGACCCCGGCCCCCACACCCUGCCAGGGCUGCUACACACUGGAGGCCUACCAGGUGGCUCCUGACUCAGAGAGUACACUGAGGAAGAGGAAGGCCCCGGCACCCCCUGCUACCUCUGUCACCCCAGCUCCUAGCACCCCAGCACCUCUCACCUCUGUCCAGAUGGCCCCCUCUCCCUCCCCAGCCCCCAGCUCGCCUACCCCCAGCCUGCCUGCGGAGGAGGACUCUGGCUCUGAGCUGAGCAAUGUGUCUGUCUACAGCAGUAGCAGUAGUGGGGUCGCCGCCGGCACCUCUGUCGCUGACACCUCAAUGGCCGACUCUGAUUCCGCCUCUAGCAGAGCUGAUGUGUCCAAGCCCGGCCCUGAUUCCACCCCCAGCAGCAUUGCUGCCAUGGCUGACUCCUCCCGAGACUCCUCCCCCAGCAAGGUUGACACCGGCCCCAGGAGCAAGACUAUGGUCAAUGUCGCCUCUUACUCCGCCCCUACCAGCAAGGUUGAAAAGGUUGACUCCGCCCCCAGCAGCAGUACUGACAAGGUCAAGCCCACCCCCGACUCGUCCCGCAGCACCACACCGGAGGAGACCAGAGGAGAGUCUGCUCUUGGCCUGAAACUAGACGAGAAAGAGAACAACAGACACAGUGCCAUGGGUGCUGAGCGUCCAGUGCCACUCAAACCUCUGCGAACCCCAGUACGGGAGCUCCCCCAGUUAGUCAUCCCCUCACCCCCGCCGUACCCUCCCCCUCCCUCAGACCCAGACUUCCCCGAUGCCUCACCAGAGAGCCACAUGGAGGAGGCCCCUCAGUGUAGGUCUCUCAUCCCAGCUGACCUCUAUUGGACUGCCUUUCCCUCCGGAAGACAACCACUCUCCUUCCAACCUUCAUGUCUUCCUCUAACUCCUCUCCUUUUUCAGUUCUACUGCUGUGCCCCUACCACAGAUAACAUUGCAACUAGAUUAGCUUAUUUUGAUUCAUUAUACAGCUUUCUUCUGUCAGUUGAUAAUACUGAUGAUUAUGUUGUUGAUGAUGAUCAUGUCUACCACCCCUCUACCCGGACCCCAGCUUGGCUGCACUCUCGGCGGCUCUCUGUGGCAGGACCCCAGACCCCAGACAUAGAGGUGGAGGAGACUUUAUCCAUGGGCAGCAGUGGCAGUGGCAGCUUCCAGGACCAGGGCUAUGCAGCCUCCGAGGGCAUGGCUGAGGACUCUGGCCUGGUCAGCUCCCCCUCGGUCUCUGACACCACUCACCCUACCUCCCCUGACGGGAGCCUCUCCCUGGGCUCUUCUGGCUCCUCUCACCCCAUGAUCCAUCCCCUCACCAAGGACUGUUCUAGUGAUAGUGACGAGGGCUGUGCCACGUGGGGCUCCAGACACAGACACAGCAGUGAUAUCAGCCACAACGACAAAGCAGGCAAAACAAACGACAUCUAUGAAGAGGACCCAGAGCUCACCGCUCAGCUCAACCAGACUCUGGCUGAUCUGGAUGCUGAUCUAGCAAAUAUAAGUCACAUAGAUGCGGUUUCAGUGCAAGAGCACCCCUACGUGAUGUCCACUGAGAGCAAUGAUAUCCCAGUGUCUGUGGUGGAUAUGGAGGUCCCAGUCACAGCCAUAGAUGAAGUCCUGGAGGACUACGAGACACAGAGCAUGACGGAUCACCAAGCCACACUAAUGAGUAGCUCUCAAACAACAGACAAUAAAGACCUGAACCACAGUCAUCAUCAUUCAAGUGUUGGUGGCAUACAGAACAAAAACAACAACGCCUGUAUGUCUGACGGCUCCAGCAAAGUCAGCUCUGCUCAACCACAGCCCGCGCAGCGCCUCAAAUCACCAGGGAAGAAGCUUGCCAAUGGCACCAUGCGGAAAGACCAUACAGCAGUGAUCUCUAAGACUAAAGUUGAAGUUAAAAGACGGGAGUCCGCUGAUGGAGCUGAGAGGAAAGCCUCACCUGUCAACAGCUCUCUCACUGUCCCGGAGAGCCAUUCCAAGUCCCCUGAGGAAGAGGUUCCRACCUAUAGAGGCCACYCUGCCUCCCAGMCACAAARMAAAAUCACKUGUAGCCCAGUCUCRCGAUURGGUAUGAAGACAUUCACRAUCGUCCCUCCCAAGCCKMRAGUUGCAACCCAGCCUCAGAAGCCAGCAGAGGCCACGGCCACUCUGACAACAGGUGCCAUUAGAAUUGACGAUCAGGGUAACAUGGUCAAAGUGCCCAUCGCCCGAAACAAGUUUGGCGGUUCCUCUGAGUCUGGGAUCAACAAAGAUGACUCCGUCUCACCACUCCUGGGGAAAGCCAAAGCCUUCUGGAGCUCCACGGAGAAGCAGGACACUUCUGCACCUUCGGUCCCCACUAGUAGAGGACCUGUCCCUUUCACAAAGACCCAGAGCCCAGAGCCUGAGGUUCCUAAAACCACCCCACGGGUUGUAGCCUCUGACCCACCUGCAGCCAAGGAAACACCUAAGGCCUGUGAACCUGUAGCCAAGAUGACACCUAAGGAAACAUGCAAAGAUGUUGUUGAGGUAACAAAGGACGUCUCACAGGAAGCAGAGGGCAAGGCCCCAGUUCCAGUUUCAGAGACACCUGUGCAGCAGCAGCAGCCUAUGAAAUUGAACACUGGUAUUCUCCAAGAUCAGAAGAGAAACCUUUCUUUCCUCAAGCCGUCCAGGAGAACAUCCAGUCAGUACGUAGCUUCUGCCAUUGCUAAAUACGUUGUGAAGCCCACCAUGGCCAAAGCUGACAACAUCCAAGAAGUAACAGCAGAGUUGUCUGUCCCCGUGAGAAAGCCACCUGGCAGUUACGGCUAUCAGAAAGAGGGUCGAUCCUUUCAUGUAAAUCCACAGCGGUCCUCUGGUACAUCUACUAAUGUACCAGUGAAGAAGGAGAGCAGCUCUGGGUCUGGAUCCUAUCACGCCGGUGCUAAAUGUUACCCUGACUACCUCUCAGCAGAGAAACAGGUAGUCUCUGGUGAGUCGACGCAAGGAGUGGACCGGAGUGGUUAUAGGAGCAGUUCUAGCCUGCGAGGUGGAGGAGGGAGCUCCAAGUCACUGGACUCUGAUACAGUGGCCAAUAACACUAAGCAGCAUGGGUCCAACAGUCCCAGUCCCAGACAGCAUACACCGAUGACACCCCCAGCACCACAAUCCCCCACUAAACAGGUACCUGCCGUCUCCAGGCCCUCGCAGGGUCKACCACCUGCACAGAGCAGAUCAGAGACAGUAGGUCCCAAAGGUCAUCCAGCCCUGGCAAAGAAGCCUGAACCACCGCUAUCGGCUGCAGCUGCUGCCAGCAACAACCUCCCAGAGCCCCAGCAGGUCAGUCUGUUUGGGCCGGUGAAGAAGUUCAAACCUGUGAUCAUGAAGUCGGUCCAGAUGGACACGUCGCUACACACCACUCUGAUGUCGGUCAUCCAGUGUGGGAUGGAGGAGAGGCUUAGAAAGAUAUCGGACUCAAGUGCAAGCAGCACUUUGAAGAAAUCGUUCUUUGUUGAGGAAGAGAAUGAGCGAUGUGCCCUACUGGCAGCCAUUAGAGGCCAAGUAACUCUGCAGGGCCCGUCAAGUGGGUCUAUGUAUCUGGACUACCAUUGUUCCCUUCUCUACGCUCCACAGACCWUAUCCCAGGCUGCAGAGGAGCUUGACAAGUUCAGGAAGACUGAGGAGAACAGAACUCUGUGUGAUGCCUUCCCUGCCAUGCCUCCCCCUCCUCCAUUUGUGCCUCCUCCACCCCCCUCUAUGCUCCCUCCUCCUCCUCCUCCUCCUGGCCCUCCCUCCACUCAGCCCAAYCCCACUAUGAUGGGGGUGCCCCUGGGGGCUGGGGGGAAUCCCGCUCUGGCCCGGGAUGCAAUGCUUGAGGCCAUCCGCUCUGGCUCUGCAGCUGAUCGCCUGAAGAAGGUCAAUGCCCCCACAAAAACAGUUCAAGUGAACGGUAGACUUGGUACUAUACAAGCAGCAUCAUCCCUCUCACAAGAACAAUAAAGAAUCUUCCAGAAUGAUUCCAGAACAUCUUGCAAACCGUCUGAUUAGAAUUGUCAUAGGCAGCCAAAUAAUAUAUGUUAUCUUUCAGCUUAAUUUAUCACUGUCCUUAUGUAUAUGUAUCCAGUUAUUUGUACUUCAAUAGUUCCAAUAAUUGGAAAGAUUAAUCACUGUACAAAAGCAUGUGCCAAUAAUUUUUGUUGCUUUUGAAUAUUUAUUAGCUGCUCUUGCUGAUAAUAAUAAUCUUAGGAAAUUAUUUUAGUUUUAUUUUUUAAAACUUUUUAAUACUAGUCCACAUGGAAUUGAUGCCUCAUGCUGUCUUACUGUCAGUGUUAUUUUUGAUUAUUACAUAUUAUAUAUUCCAUGUCGUAGGAUGCAGUGGAUCAGACUCCUUGAUAUAGUGCAAUGAGUAACACCGGCCAAGCAUGACACAAUUUGGCUCCAAGGGACUCUCCUCUCCAGGUGGUGAUUGGGAAUGUAUCCCAAAUGGCACGCUAUUCCCUAAAUAGUACACUACUUUUGACCAAGCCCUAUGGGCCCUGGACAAAAGUAGUGCACUAUAUAGGGAAUAGGGUACCAUUUGGAACGAAUUCUAGUUUAUUUUGCAAAGCUCUGGGUUUUUAGAUCUCGUCUAUGCUGCUGUUCAACCUUUGCAUGUUUUUAUUCUUUGAUUUAUAAUGCCUCUUAAUAUAUUUAUUUAUCUUCAGAGAAAAGAUUACUAACAUAUCCUUUCUUGACAUUACAAAAUAAUUUUUGAAGCAUUUCUGUUUGUGUAACUAUUGGUGAAUAAUAUCACCAUGACUGAGUAAAAUAUUCUACUAAUCAAUAGAUAUAUGAGUAACGAACAAGAGGUAUGGGCUGUUACUCCAUUUUCAGAAAAAAAAGUCUGAUUACUAUUUGCUAUGAUUUUAUUGUUUAUUUAAUCACAAAGUGUUCUAUGUUGUUUGCAUGGGGCUCCAAUGUACAGCUUUUUGUUGUUGUAUUCAACAGUAGAUCUGAUGUGCAGUACUGUACAUGAGCUUGUGUCUCUCUAGACGUUUUUGGCAUUACUAUUGUAGUUGAAAGAAAGAAAAAGUGAAUAUAAUAUAUUUUAUAAAUGAAGUACUAUCAARAUUGAUCAGAAUGACUGAAUGAUAGACUUAAAGGGCCACCCAGUAUAAAGCAUGUAAAUAGGGACCACAAGAUUCUAGACUGGUCUGUCAAAAGAUGGAUUCAUAAGUUGUCCAGUUCCUUAAAAUUCAGUUUAGAUGUUUACUUAUGUUCUAGAUCAGGGGUAUUCAACUCUUACCUUACGAGGUCUGGAGCCUGCUGGUUUUCUGUGUUACCUGAUAAUGAAUUGCACCCACCUGGUGUCCCAGGUCUAAAUCAGUCACUGAUUAGAGAGGAACAAUGGGGGAAAAAAACAAAGGAACUGUCUUCGAUGUUCCGAGUUGAGUUUGAAGCUAGAAAGUUGUAUAUUUUGUAAACUACAGAUCAAUUAUUACAGUAAUAAACUGUUGAAAUUUGAAAUAAACAGAAUAAUAUGAAUCCAAUAAAAUUGAGUUUUAUAAGCUGUUGCUUUUUUAUGUUUUUGGAAGGAUUUCACAUUUUAUUUGA